AGUAGUUAAUUUUAAUCAAAAAGGAAGUAUGAAUAGUCAAAUAAUAUGGAUCCAUUUAAAAUUUAAUCCAUCAGAAAUCUUAUUUUGUAUGAUUAUCCUCUUCUCCAAAGAGUGUAAUAGCAGAGAAGUGGUAAUACAUAAAAAAUAGAAUAAGGUGGAUAACUUGAGGUGUACUUUGAUUGAAUGGAGAGAGUGGAGUUAAGGAUAAUGCUGUAUUUCAGAGAUUUGACGAAGCAAAAUUCAAAGUGAGAAUUAUGAAUGAAGUUAGUUAUUUUAAUGAGGAUUCAGUUGAUGAGUGUGUAAGGUUGUAAUUUCUGAGGAGAGACAUUUAGGAUUGUGAAAAG
Molecule: messenger RNA, 344 nt
Organism: Paramecium octaurelia
Lineage: Eukaryota; Ciliophora; Oligohymenophorea; Peniculida; Parameciidae
Source: the annotation of a GenBank genome assembly